ACUCAUUUCAAAAAUUCUCUUGCAAAUACUUGGGCCAAAGAUCACAGCAUUGUGUGGAUUUACCAUAUUCCCUCCCAUGCACCAGGCUCUGGUAAAAUUGAAUGAUGCAGUAGGUUGUUUAUGGUGAAAGCAAUGGGUGGCAGAACGUUUAAGCACUGGGAGGAGCAUUUGGCAGAAGUCACCUGGUGAGUCAAUACCAGAGGAUCUAUCAGUCGUGAUGGUCCUACCCAAUCCAGCUCCCUACAUACUGAGACAAAGUCCUUGUUGUACACACAAAGAGCACUUUGGGAAAAGCAGUUUGGGUUCUUCCAGCUUCUGGAAAGGGCAAACUUCUCUGUGGAAUUGUUUUUGCCCAAGGACCAGGUCUGCUUGGUGGGUAAUGCAGAAAAAUGGGGAUGUUCAAUGCGUACUCAAGAAAACUGGUCCCCUCCUCAUCAUCACAACCUGCCCUCAGGAAGUUGUAGAGUGCAAUGAAUUUCCCCCCCUGAACCUCCUUUUCUCCAAGUCAAACAAUCCCAGCUCCCUCAGCCACUCCUCAUAAGACCCCAUUAUGCUCCAGACCCCUCACCAAUUUCGUUGCCUUUCUCUGGACGCAUCCCAGGGUCUCAAUGGAGCUGCCUCGUGGUUUUUGGGGUCCUCCUGACACCGUGACGCGGUGCUGAUGUCACCCUGAUGCAAUCACACCGUCACUGUGAUGCUGUGCUGUCACCUGCGUGCCCUGCUGGGCUCUCUGAAACACUUUGGAGGUGUUUGGGGUCCUGCUGGUGUCACUGUGAUGUCACUGUUGUGAUGUCACAGCGAUGUUGUGGUGUCAGCAUCACGCAGGGCUGUGCACCCAGCCCUGUUUUGUGUCACCGUGGUGCUGGUGGAGCUCUGUGGUGACUUUGGGGGUGUGUGACACCUCCGUGACAUCACCACGAUGGCUCUGAUGGUGGCAGGAUUGCAGUGGUGACGCGUGACUGUGACAUGACAGCACUGUCCCUGUGCUGCUCAAACAAAGCUGCUGGAGCUCCAGAGGUUCUGAUGUCAUCACCAUGGCACCCUGUGAUGUCAUCGCAGUGUCACCACGAUGUCAUUUUGUCACUGCUGAUGUAGGACUGCUCACCCAGAGCGGCAGCACGGGGGUCCCUGAGCCACGCUGAGGCCUUUUGGGGGGUGUGAUGUCACCAUGACAUCGUUGCUGUGCCACAGUGGUGUCACCAUGGUGUCUCAGUGGCAGCACAGCGUGGGGUCAGGGGUGGCCCUGGAGUUCCUGAAUGGCUUUGGUGCAUCUUUGGGGGAAGCGUGACGUCGUUGUGAUGCUUUUGUCACUGUGACAGUGCCAUCACGGUGACAUCAGGGUGACAUCAUGAUGUCCCCACGCAGGGCUACUCACGUAAGGCAGCAGCACUGGAGUUCCUGAACCGUUUUGAGGAGGCCAAAGCCACGUAUGAAGAAGGGUUGAAGCACGAACCUGGCAACGCACAGCUGCGUGAGGGGCUGCACAACAUGGAGGCCAGGCUGGCUGAGCGGAAACUGCUGAAUCCUUUCAGUAUCCCCAACCUCUACGCCAAGCUGGAGGCGGACCCCCGGACGCGGGCGCUGCUGGGGGAUCCCAGCUACAGAGAGCUGCUGGAGCAGCUGCGCACACAGCCCGCCGAGUUGGGCACGAAGCUGCAGGACCCGCGGGUGAUGACGACGCUCAGCGUUCUCCUGGGGGUGGAUCUGAGUGGGGCUGAGGAGGAGGAGGAAGCCAUGUCCCCCCCGCCACCCCCACCCCCUCCUCGGCCCGACCCGCGCCCCGAGCCCAUGCAGCAGGACCUCCCUGAGAACAAGAAGCAGGCACAACGGGAGAAGGAGCUGGGCAACGAGGCUUACAAGAGGAAGGAUUUCACCACUGCCCUGGCACACUACGACCGUGCUGAGGAGCUGGACCCCACCAACAUGACUUAUAUCACCAACCAGGCUGCCGUUUACUUCGAGAAGGGCGACUACAACCGCUGCCGUGAGCUGUGCGAAAAAGCCAUCGAGGUGGGCCGGGAGAACAGGGAGGACUACAGGCAGAUUGCCAAAGCGUACGCCCGCAUCGGCAACUCGUAUUUCAAGGAGGAGCGCUAUAAGGAUGCUGUGCAUUUCUACAACAAGUCCUUAGCUGAGCACCGCACGCCCGAUGUGCUCAAGAAGUGCCAGCAGGCAGAGAAGAUCCUCAAGGAGCAGGAGAGGCUGGCGUACAUUGACCCCAACCUGGCGCUGGAGGAGAAGAACAAAGGCAAUGAGUGCUUCCAAAAAGGGGAUUACCCCCGUGCCAUGAAGCACUACACCGAGGCCAUCCGGCGCAACCCGCACGAUGCCAAGCUGUACAGCAACCGUGCUGCCUGCUACACCAAGCUGCUGGAGUUCCCACUGGCACUGAAGGAUUGUGAGGAAUGCAUCCGCCUGGAGCCCACCUUCAUUAAAGGCUACACCCGAAAAGCAGCAGCACUGGAGGCCAUGAAAGACUACAGCAAAGCCAUGGAUGUGUACCAGCGCGCCCUGGACCUUGAUGCCAACUGUAAGGAGGCUGCUGAGGGUUACCAACGCUGCCUGUUGGCUCAGUACAACCGCAACGACAACCCCGAGGAGGUGAAGCGACGCGCCAUGGCCGACCCCGAGGUGCAGCAGAUCAUGAGCGACCCCGCCAUGCGCCUCAUCCUCGAGCAGAUGCAGAAAGACCCCCAGGCCCUCAGCGAGCACCUGAAGAACCCCGUCAUUGCCCAGAAGAUCCAGAAGCUGAUGGACGUCGGGCUGAUUGCCAUCCGGUGAUGUCACCGUGUCUGUGUG
This is a messenger RNA of Phasianus colchicus (ring-necked pheasant), 2799 nucleotides long. NCBI's taxonomy places the organism in Eukaryota, Metazoa, Chordata, Aves, Galliformes, Phasianidae. The record is from RefSeq and is a predicted model, not a curated record.